Molecule: messenger RNA, 14864 nt
Organism: Monomorium pharaonis (pharaoh ant)
Lineage: Eukaryota; Metazoa; Arthropoda; Insecta; Hymenoptera; Formicidae
Gene: Pka-C1
Product: cAMP-dependent protein kinase catalytic subunit 1
Exons: 1
Coding region: 2565-3626 (353 amino acids)
Biological process (GO): peptidyl-serine phosphorylation
Cellular component (GO): nucleus; cAMP-dependent protein kinase complex
Molecular function (GO): cAMP-dependent protein kinase activity; ATP binding
Source: RefSeq, a predicted model, not a curated record
UUUCCGUAUUUUAUCUUUUUAUCCUAGGAGAAUAAUCAUAUUUUCUAUGUAAUUAUAACAAUGAUAAUAUCAAAAGUUUAUACAGUUCGUUUUUAAUAAAAACAUUGUCUAUAUUUUCUUCAGAAGCACAGUUAUGAUUUAAACAAUUAACUUAAUAUUUUUCUCAUUCAGGAAUAAGAAAAAUAUUAUUAAUCUCUAACAGAAUAAUUUAUUAACGUAAAAAAUUACCGCGUUAACAGAAUUGAUAACCUCUUCCCCUUCCCUCCUCCCUCGAAAAAAAUUAUAGCUACGCCCGUGAUUCGUGUGCAACGUCGUUAUAUUUUUUCCCGAUUUCUUUACAAUUAUCCUUGAUUUUAGUAGCAGGAGGUUACGUAAAUUUGUAUUUUCACGAAAUGACACGUAGCGAGGCGAAUUUUCAAUAUACGAAGUAACGCUCGCGUCUAAAUGGCUUCUCGGUAGAGAAGUCGGAGCUCGGAGCAGCUACGGUUCCGCUUGUGUACGCGCGCGUUGCAUACGUCGGUCGCGUGACGUCGCGGCCUUCGGCCGGGCUCGGUUCCGCUCGGCGCCGCCUGAGGGCGACACCGACCGGCACCGCGCGCCACCCGCGCGACGCUACAUCUCUCGGCGGCGCGUGGAAGCAACAGCUGACCCGCGCGGCGGACAGUAGCUCUCUCGCCUCCUGGAGCGGCACUUCGUCACUUUCGCACUCGUGCGAAAAAUUCCCCCGAACGUGCGAGAGCGGAGCGCGAGAAGGAGGAGAAGUCGCGUCGCCAUCUUUAGGCACGGUCGUACCUAUCGGCCGCCGUCGCCGUCGUCGCUAGGCCGCGCCGACGACAAUCGGAGUAAACGACACGUCGUUGUUGCGCCAGUGUGCCGUGUGUGUGCGUGCGUAUACGCGCCUCCGUGGACGGGACGGGACGCAACGCGACGCGACGCGACGCCGGGAACGUGAAGCGACCUCGCCGCUGCCGCCGUAGCGGAGCUCGCUCCGAUAUCGACUGUGCCGCCCCGACGUCGCGCUCGAUUUACAUUUAUUACGUGCCGGGGGCGCGAGGAGAACGAGGAGAAGGACGAGGAGGUGCGGCGCGCCGCGAGUAGCCAGACGUCGUCGUCGUCUCCCUCUCUCGUCUUCGUUCUUUCCGUCUACUCCGGUCUGAAGCUGCUCUCUCUCGCCUGAUACUUAGGCGAAGGCAUCACGAGGAGGACCGCUGGUGGUGAGUAGGACGAGCAGCGACGGUCGUUCGGUCGGUCAGGACGCGCGUCGCCGUCGGAGUGCCAGCCGUUCAGUCGCCGCCGUCGGGUGGUGCGCGCGCGAGAUUUCGCUCUGUCCGUUUCGCGUGCGAGCGAGAGAGCUCCGUCGCCGCCGACCCAACGUCACCGUCACCGUCAGUGAGACACUCGAUUGGUGGUGGUGGUGGUGGUGGUGGUGCGAGAGACACACCUGACCGAGUACCCGAGUAGUAGAACAGACCUGGGGAGGACUGGUCGCCCGACGGACGGGACACACUUUGCGCGAGAGGGAGAGAGAGAGAGAGAGAGGAAAACGUCGGCAUCCUGCCGCCGUCAUCGCCGCCGAGCAACGACGACGGACUGGUACAAUUGACAGAGAAGAUGGCGCGAGCCGUCGCCGCGGACGAGGAUCGCUGCUGACCCAUUUUUUUUUUUCCGACGCGCCACCAAAUCUCCGGGAGUCGGGUGCCUCUCGCCGAUCAAGGACGACGACGACUACGGAGGAGGAGGAGGAGUCUCUCCCUCGCCUCCCUCCCCCCCUCUCUCUGGCCCCCCUCGCUCGUUCUCGUUGUUUGAUGUGGGCGAGCGCCGUCGUUCGCGAAGUGUGGUGACAUUCGCCGGGAGGACGACACUCGGCGACAGCAGAGGAGAAGGAAGCCGCAGGAGAGAGGAGAGAGAGAGAGGGACAGCGAGAGAGCGAGAGAGCUAGAGAGAGAGAGCCAAGAGUCGACUCCGAAGGAGGGUCGAGGGUGUGCAGCCGCCCGCGCGCGCUCUCUCUCUCUCUCGCGUCGCGUUCGCGCGCGCGCGCGCGCGCGCUCUUCUACCCCCCCGUGCGUGCGUGCGUGCGUGUGUGUGUGUUCCGUGCGUGGCCUGUUUUUUCUACCGUGUGAUAAUACUAAUCGCGCGAGUGUGCCAUAACCCGCAUUUGUCCUUCCUUUCUCCCUUCUCCCCCACCUCCCUUAUCGUGCGCGAUAUCUCGGUCUACCUGUUGUGUCCGGCGGCUACUGCGGUUCUCUCACCUCCCCUCCCGCUGCCUCACCUGCCAAAAGUUUGUGGACUCUGGUCGUCCGGUUUCGUCGCUCGCGUCUGGAUCUCUUCGCGGUGUUCCAUUGUCGUGGGCAACGUGGCCGGUUGGCAAAAUUCUGAGAAGACCUCAGCUCGGCGGAGCCCUGGCAGGCUCAUCGGCGGCUGCGACGGACGACGUGGAAGCGCGCUUCCGGCUUCCGAAGCUACUACGUAGACGUAGCGGUAGCGGCCCGACGGGGGAUUACCGCGAGCCCGAAGCUGCUCUGGCAGCGGUCUCGGGCGCGAGCAGCCGCACAGCAGCAGCAGAGAUGGGCAACAAUGCCGCGACCGCCAACAAGAAGGUCGACGCCGCCGAGAGCGUCCGGGAGUUCCUCGACAAGGCGAAGAAGGAGUUCGAGGACAAGUGGAAGAAGAAUCCGACCAACACCGCCGCGCUCGACGACUUCGAGCGGAUCAAGACCCUCGGGACCGGCUCGUUCGGCCGGGUCAUGAUCGUCCAGCACAAGCCGACCAAGGAGUACUACGCGAUGAAGAUCUUAGACAAGCAGAAGGUGGUCAAGCUGAAGCAGGUCGAGCACACGCUCAACGAGAAGAGGAUACUGCAGGCGAUCAGCUUCCCGUUUCUCGUGUCGUUGCGCUUUCACUUCAAGGACAACUCGUACCUGUACAUGGUGCUCGAGUACGUGCCCGGCGGCGAGAUGUUCAGCCACCUGCGCAAGGUCGGCCGCUUCUCGGAGCCGCACUCGCGCUUCUACGCCGCCCAGAUCGUCCUCGCGUUCGAGUACCUGCACUACCUCGACCUGAUCUACCGGGACCUCAAGCCGGAGAACCUGCUCAUCGACUCGCAGGGCUACCUCAAGGUCACCGACUUUGGCUUCGCCAAGCGGGUGCAGGGCCGCACGUGGACCCUCUGCGGCACCCCGGAGUACCUCGCGCCCGAGAUCAUCCUCAGCAAGGGCUACAACAAGGCGGUCGACUGGUGGGCGCUCGGCGUCCUCGUCUACGAGAUGGCCGCCGGCUAUCCGCCCUUCUUCGCCGACCAGCCGAUCCAGAUCUACGAGAAGAUCGUCAGCGGCAAGCCGCGCUUUCCCUCCCACUUCGGGUCCGACCUCAAGGAUCUGCUGCGCAAUCUCCUGCAGGUCGACCUCACCAAGAGGUACGGAAACCUCAAGGCCGGCGUAAACGACAUCAAGGGCCACAAGUGGUUCGCCAGCACCGACUGGAUAGCCGUCUUCCAGAAGCGAAUAGAGGCGCCGUUCAUACCGCGCUGCAAGGGACCAGGCGACACCAGCAAUUUCGACGAUUACGAGGAGGAGACCCUGAGGAUCUCGCUCACGGAGAAGUGCGCCAAGGAGUUUGCCGAGUUUUGAACGCUGCGCUGCGCCUGCCUGCGGCUUGGCAAGUUGUUGCUCGCAACGCGGGAGCUGGAGAGAGAUACGACGCGCACGUCGCACCUCUCUUCCGUCGUCGUCACGUUGGUGAUUCGCUUUUUUUGCGAAAAACAGCGAGAGAGAAAGAGAGAGAGAGAGAGAGAGAGAGAGAGAGAGAGAGAGAGAGAGAGAGAGAGAGAGAGAGAGAGAGAGAGAGAGAGAGAGAAAGGGAGAAGGAUGCAUCUGUGUGUGUCAGCGCGCGCGCGCAUCCGCCAAAGUUGUCGGCAAAACGGAGUGGAGCUUUUCUUUUUUUUUUUCUUCCGAGAGCGAGAAUGGAAGGAAGAGUGUGUUGCUCUAGAAAGGGAGAGAGAAGUAGUAUAUGAGAGGCACGUGGUAAUUCACGCGUUUUGUUUUGCGUCUCGCGACCGAGCUCGAAACACAAGAGGGAAUGAGAAACGCGACGGAAACACGGGUUGACACGGUUUACACGCUGGCGUUCAAGCGUCCAAAAGUUAUACACACACACACACACACACACACACACACACACACACACACACACACACACACACACACACACACACAAACACACACACACACAAUACACACACACAAUUUUGGGUUGUACGUAUCAUGUACACGUCACACGCCAGCGUCACUUUUUACAUGAAAUCUUUUUUUAGCCGGUUAAUCGAUUCAUUAACGUAAUAAGAACGACUGUAUACUAUAUAUACAUAUAUAUGGGAGUGUGUGUGUAUGUGUGUGCGCGCGUAUGUGUGUAUUAUGAAUCCGUUUGCCACUCUCAUAUCCCUCUAUCCUCCCCUUUCCCCUGCCAUCCACUGAAGAUAGCUUUAUGAUCCGGUUUACGGAGGAGGCCGUGUGUAAAGUUUGUUCCCAAUGAUUAACUGUUAUCAGCGUCGGAAAUGUCACCGUACCGAAGUUACCUUGUACAUAUAGUCUCUCGUUGUCUUUGCGAACGCGACGUUUCCUAUCUUCUCCUCCGUUACCCUCCCUCAUUCGGUUUCACCCCCUCGGUUUUCUCUUUCGCGUUUAUACACACGACACUCGAAUCGCGAAGGAGGUACCUGUAUCACACUCACACACAUACACACACAUACACUGCGAAGUGGAGUCAUAUCGUUGCAUCAUUCGUUAUCUAUUUGUCUCUAUCUUCUUUACUCGUCGUGAAAGAGAAAUUGUGUGUGAAAGAGAGAGAGAGAGAGAAAGAGAAAGCGAAAGGGAAAGAAAGUACCGAAUGCGCUCGUACUCGUCGUGAGUAUGAUCCAUAUUUGUACAACUAGUCGUCACAUACACGCAACAAACACACACGCGCGCCCAUACGUAAAUAUACACACACACACACACUCACACGCAGAAUAAACACACAUAAAUACGAUAAUGUGAAAUAAUGUUUAUAUAUGAAACACGUUUUCCAUCAAUCGCCGAUGACGGGCCAAUUGGGGGAGACACGUGGCUUUGUACCCGCGCGGUGAAAUUCUCGCGUGAGAGCAACAACAUCUUUCUCCGCACGCAAGACAGACCGGAUGAUGUCUGCGCUCGUCAUCGUCGAAAAUGGUAUACCCGCACGCUACGCAGAAAACGGUUUUAAUCCUCUGCAUUAUGUUGUUCCUCGUUAUCUGCGUUCCCUACCGGGGGCAGAUUAAGCGUUUCAACUCUCCGAGCGCGUAGAGAUACUUGCCAUUUUGGUUGUAUAGGAAGAAAGGGAGGGGGGGGGACGAUGAGUGUCUAUCGUAUUCCAGUGAAUACCGUGAAUAGCAUAAGGCUACACCUUUAUCGCAACACCAAUAUUAGAAGGGACGGGGCUGUUAAGCUGCAAACAGUUUAGAUUGCUAAACAGCUCCCUCGUAAAACCGAACGCCUUCAACCUGUACGCGAGUGUUAUGAUCGUCGACGUCGUCGUAAUGUAGUUGUCUUCGUAUCUUCGAAUUCUUAAAGACUUACCACAGUUACUCGCAUAAAAACGAAAGAGGGAAACAAGCGUAAUCCUGACUAAUGAUCUCAACGGAACGCGACGCGAAACGAGAGGGAGGAGCCGCGGGAGAAAUGUUAGGACAAAAUGUGUUAAACCGUAAAGGAAUUAACGAGUGUCGCGGUAACGAAGCGCAUUGACGUAAAAAAAAAGAACGCACAAUCGGAGGCUAACGGCAGACGAUCGGAGAUCGUGCGAGCGAUCAUCGUCGUCAUCAUUAUUAUCAUCAUCAUCAUCAUCUCCCCCUCUCUCUUUCUCUCCCUCUCUCUCUUUCGGGAAGAGAUCGAGCCGGGAGCUUGGCUCUUUCGAGGCUGACGCCAAAGGUUGUUCUUCGCGCGUCUUGACGUCAACGACAUUCGUCGGUAGACCAAGUUUCGUUAAUGAGUAAAACGCGGGUCGUUCGGAAUUGGAUUGGGCCACACGCCAGGAGCGUGUGACGUGGCGGCCGGGUGUAUCGAUUCAGUUCAGCGAUGGGCUAAACACGCGCGCGGACAAUGCGGAGGAAAUGCGGCACGUAAGUUGACGGUUACGAAACUUUUAUAUCCCUUUAACAUUCGCGACGAGCCGGAUGCCGCUCGCUACGUAUGUCGCGCGUCUCUGGUCGGCGCAGGUUUUCAAAGCCGCUUCCCUUCCCCCAUCCCCUUUCCACCCCCGCGUUUUCAGUCGAUCGAACUGAGAUUCCGACGCAGCCCACGCACGUGUCAAAUUUUGCCGAAAUUACACCGAAGAAAGCGUCGCAAUAUACACAUAGUAACGACAUCAAUUUCUAACAUACGUUAUCAUUAAUAGUCUUUGAAGACCUGCGUCGCAAUCAGCGAUAAUUAACGUGGCCGCCGGGACCCUCCCGCUUGAACGAGAACGGAAUCAAAUCAUCAGCUGAUCGACGCGAUAGGAUACAUCGACGAAUCUUCGCGAUCUCCGGUUAAUAGCGUAAAUUACAGAAAGACGAACGUUCGCUACACACACGUGCGAGUGUAAUUACGCGAAUGACGAUAGAUCAAAGAGGAGGCGUCAUCCCUUCCGCUUGUACUACGCGCAGCCAAGGGGGUGGGAAAAGGAGUAAGGCAAAUAAAUCUUCCUUCGUAUCUUUAUUACCCGAACUUGUACGCGCCGUUCGUUUAUUCGUUUGUUCGUUCGUUUGCACACGCCGCGAUGUUACGGAGGAAUUGGAAUAAGGGAGGAAAGAGCGGUAGAGAGGGAGAGUUUUGAUGCGACUCGCAGCGAAAUAAGCGAAGCACUUGGCGCGGCUUCGCGACGAGAUUUUGGGAUAACGAGAUCUUGGCGCGGUAUGCAAUUGCGCUCGCACGUUUGUACGCGUGCAUUUUACACACACACACACACACACACACACACACACACACACACACACACGUCUAAGAAAUAAUCGAAUACUAAACAUAACAGAGCUAGACCACUUGAGACGAGAUCGCAUUGAUGUAAUAGUUGGACAAAAUGGCUUUGUCACUUCUGCAGUUGUUACUCGUACGGUGUAACGGAUGUGAUAAAUGGAUACACAUUAUUUGCUACGGUAACAGGUUCUUCUCAAGCUUCUUCUUUUCCGUCUUCUACCACCAGAGCUCUAUAUAUUAUUUUCAGUUCUACAGUUCCGUGUAUUGUCACGAGAACUCGUCCCAAUUACAUAAAUUCGCGACAAUCGUGUUAUGGAAUUCUGAACACAUCUUUCAGUAUUCGAAUUUUAAUUGGUUCAAACGAAUUACAUUAUGUUCUAAUUACAGAUUUGAGAAUUGCAAAAUUUCAUUUAUAUCGCAGCAGAUUAUGAAUAUAUAAUUUAUAAAAGCAAAUUCAGGUUACUACAGACAGUAUUGUAUAAAAUUUAAUUUCUGCAGUAAACGGAUUUGAUAUCCAUAUUUAAAGAGCGAAUUAAGAGCAGUUCAUGUUUAUUUUUCGAUUCAGAAUUUCCUAUAUUUGAAUAUAUGACGUUCCUCACUGCGAGAGCUGUCCUUCGCUCUCGGAAUCCGGAUUAGUCAAAUUGAGCAUUCACUGUUUUUUCAAUAUCGCGAUUGUCUUUCGAUGGCCAUCGAGAGUGCUUGUAUUUUCAAGAUAUCACUCGCUCCGUCAAUAAUCGAUCUCGAGAAUCUUCAGGCGAUUUGCUAUCGCAUUCGAUCCGCAACAAACCUCGACUUGUCUUUUAUAUAAAACGGCAGUACAUAUCGAUUCGCAUUCCUACGCUGUUCUUUUAUGCAAUCAUUACUUAUUUCACCUAUUGGAAUCUAGCGGAGAAGUUUUUUUUUUUUACAUAACGCGGAAUAGAGAUAGUACAUUUCAAGUAACUCGCGCUGUGCAAUUUAAUUUAACUUACUAUUCUUUCCCGAACCUCUCGUUCCUUUUCCUUAUUUGUUGAUUCAAGUAAUAUCGCAAUGUGUUUCUGCUAGCGUUGCUUUUGAUCUCUUCCCGACGAUUAAUUCAAGUUCAAUAUUGAUAUUUCAAGUUGGAGAGUGCUAUCUAUCUACCACUUUCUCAGCGAUGCGAUUACCGCUCGUAAUUUUCUGUUUUCAAAAUUUGAUAAGACGUAUAAAAAGAGUAGAAAGUGAAACUUCGAGAUAUCCUUUAAUAAACGUCAGGCGAAGCUGCGCGCCGUGAAUAACUUUGUCAAAAUGUAGACGCCACACGUGGAAGGUUCUAAUUUUGUCGUAAAAAUCCGUAAAAGUUAUUACACGGAUUUCUCGAAACAAGGAAUGUACACGGGCGAAUGUUGUUCGAGUUGCACAAACAUUAAUAUAAAUGAUCCGUAAAUGAUCCCCGUAAUUUUCGCCGGAGACCUCUGGUUAUUACCUCACGUUAUUACCUCGUGUGUGUACGCGUGAUAACCGUUAUCAGUUAUCAUUUACUAUCGGAUCUCAUAGAGGACGAAUCGUUAUUGCCGGAGAUGCAGAGAAGAUAAUCAUAAAGAGUGUUGAUUAGAAUAUUUGUUUAUUUAUUUAUUCCAACAGAAUUCGUAUCAUUCGAAAAAUUCUCGCGAAUUCGUGUCGAUUGUGAAAAAAAAGAAACGAUUACCUUGCAUGUCCUGUAUUUAUCGCCUUUUGACGAUGAAUACUCUCGGGAAAAUUUCGUUAUCAAUAUUUCGAAUUUUCGAAUUUCGUUAUCAUUUUUUUUUCCUCCGCACUAACUAUGUUUCGGUGAAAAUUUUUUAUCGUAAGAAUUAUCAGGUAUUUCGACGCGACGAUGCGCAGAAUUUUGAUUAACGAGACAUCGAGUCACCGUGAAAAUAGCACUCAAAAAGUGGUUACGAUUAUCGAUGCCUUAGCCGCGAGGCGAACAGUAUUAAUUUUUAUCCAACGACUAGGAUGAUUACGCUCGCGAUCGUAUUAAUGUUUUAUUGCCGACAUAUAUUACGACAGGGAGGAAUACGACAGGACGAAUUAUUGCUACUUGUAUGUUUGAUAGGAACCUUCGUUGUUCUUUCCGUAAGGCGAGGUAUCUCGGGCAUUUGUUUCCGGAUGGAUAAUGCGAUAUCGAUCGGCGGUUCACGAUAUUAAGGACUAUGUCAAUAACAGCGUAGGCACGUCAGACACGUAAACUACAAUGCGAUAAAAAGGGGAGGAAGGAGAGAGAGAGAGAGAGAGGGAAAGAGUGUGUGUGUCCGUUUUUCCAUGCAAAAAAUAAUCUUGUCGCGCGAUCGCGAACUUGGCCUUCCGUUGAUCGCGCAGCGCAUAGAAUCGCAUGGCCGUUGGUGUUUCGAAGAUUGAAAGGGAAUAUAUCACUUCCCACGGUCUGCAUACACACACACACACACACAGACACACACACACACACACACACACACAACUGUCAUUUAACAUAUUUAAUUUAAUAGACGAUACAGGCAGGUUUUAUACAUUCUCGUAUCUUCCAGUACAACACCAAGGAACACGUUUAGUUUAUGUCGCGUUAAGGGAACGCGAAGCGUAUUCCUCACGUUACAUAUCACUGCGUGUGCUCCGUGCAGGAAGUCAACAAUUCCCGAAAGGUUAAACUCUAAUUCCGUAUGAUAAAAUGAUGCGGUCAGAAGCAGCCGCUACAAUAAUUUCUUACGAUGACCUUUGCGUUUACGACGCGCAUGAAACGCGCCACACUAAACGAUCGAUUUUUCGCGGUGCGAUCGCGGUUUCGCAGGACGUUUCGCUGUGCGUCCUUAACUUAAUUGGCCACCGCUUGUCUCCUGUUUCCCCCCCCCCCCCCCAAUUGGCCGCGACACGGCAGGAGGUUUGUUGCACCUGCGGGAAGCUUUAAUCGACGUAUUGCGGCUCGCGCAGACUCGCGCGGGCGCAAACGUUUCGUGUAAAUAUUAGCGAUAGGUAACAGAAUAGUUCGUAUAUCGUCGUGUUCACUGCGGUGUGGUUCCUUUAUAGAGCGAUUCUCUCCCCUGAAUAUCUUCGCGUUUCUAGCUUAAGCCCGACGUUGCACCGAUUGGCGGCGGUUCCUGUUUAUCUUAGCUCCGGUUUCGAAACCAGCCUCGAGAGUUAAUUCCGGUCCAACGCAUCCAUUGUGUGUCCUUCUUUUUUUUUUUUAGGAAUAACAAUUCGUAUCCUCGCCCGCGUGGCAUUUAACACCAAACGCGACACCGCCGCGUUUCCAUGUGUUCUCUUGUGUUCUGACACGUGGAGAGUAGGAGUCCGGAGCUGGAGUCGUGACGGAGGAACGGACAGAGGCCUUCGUGUUUGGUGUUAAACGCGGCGGCGGUGAAUACGCACCGAGCCAAUAACAUAGAGAACUCGCGCGGUUCAGAUUUAACCGAAGCUGUUGAAACCGGGGCGGACGUCUUCUUCUUCUUCUUCUUCGCCCUGUCUCCCCUUUCUCUCUUUCUCUCUUUGUCUAUAUCAUAGCUAGGACUUUAAUCCGGAAAGGGACGAGAUUAAUUGGCGCCCCGGUUAAAAACGUCAAAGUCAGGAACGAAAAACCCGGCUGCCCGGUCGGUGCAACCUCGGUGCUGAACAAUCGUCUUAACAAUUGCCCCGAAGGAUGUACGUGUGUAUGUACGAAGGGCACGCACCGAGGAACACGAAGGUAGGCACACAGGGACAACACACGUGUACCUGCGGAUUUUUCCCGGCCCCUUUGUAUAUUAUCCCCCGCAAUUAUAUUACUUUUAAUUCAGUGUUCUUCGUAUCACACACAGAUGUACAAGUGUCGUCCUAUUUAUAUACGUAGUUUAUUCCUCGAUCCCAAGCGAUCGGUCGUUACGCAAUCGCCGCGCGCGCGCGCGCACGCACGCACGCACAUACGCGUACAUAGGGAUAUACACGUACACGUACAUACACGUGUACGCACAAUCGCGCCUGUCCGCGCAGAUAUUCGCACCAGUUAUCGAAAUGUCUCGUUAAAGUUCGCCCGCCGUUUUAAAUUGCAUCCGGCACGUGCGCCGGCAUGUGGCGCCUUUAUUAUACUUUGCCUCUUUGUGUUGUUUUAUUGCGUCUUCUUAAGUACUUUGGUCGUCGCGGCUCGUCAAGAUACCGAGCGUUUCUCAAACUUGUGCCACUGAGAGAACGAUGUAGAUGCGCAAUACGUUCGUUACAAGAUUGAGUCCCGUGAUCCUUAAAUCGAAACGUGACGGUCACCGCUAAAAAUUUAUAAAUCAUAUGUAAUCAGUUUUUUUUUUUUUUUACAUUUGUAAAUUUCUAGCGGAAAUGCGUCGAGUUGACUAAUGAAAUUACUUUUACAUCAUAUUUCGAUGAGGCGAUAAGAAGAUGCACCGAGAGAAAUCUCAUCGGACGGCAUUUCCGAUCGGAUAAUUUGUUGCAUGUUUCGAUUUAAGAGUCAAUACGAGAGUUACAUCUCCAUUUUCUUAACCGCUUUCUCUAUGAGUCCAGCAUGUGGCGGCAUACUUCCAUGUAAAAUCCGUCGCUUUCCAAAUUUCUUUCAAUUUCACGUUACUUAACUCUAACACGGAGCGACGAUCAUUCGACAUAUUAUCGCGGCGAACGAUUUAAAUCUAAGUGGUUUCCUCAAAUUACGGUAUUUGUCGAACGCUCGCGUUCCUCGGGAAUUUUUCCUCGUCGUUCAUGGUAUUUUAAAAAGGCGGGGGGAGGGGGGGGAGGGAAAGAAACGAAAGAAAAAUGCAGCGCCGAAGGUCUUGUACGCGCGUCGUCACGCGACUCCGCGACGCUGAUUGGUUAUUAUACGAGCGCCGCGACGACGACGUUUCGCCAGAAUGCGGCUUGGUGAACGCGGAUUUCGCGUCGCCGCUUUACACUAUAUCGCCGUCGUCCCACUUCGAGAACGCCUCUCUUCCGCAUUGAUCCGUUCAAUCUCGCUCGCCCCGUCUUCUCUCGCCGCGCCCGGAUUAAAUUGCGCGAGUGGAAAAGUGUUUCCCCUCUCCCUCCUCCGCCGUCCCCCGUUUCGCGGGGGGUUUUCUCGUAAUUUCUUUUCGCUCUCACGAGGGGAAACCUUUUCGUAAACACGAUCGACCCGCGUAUCCCACUGUAUGCACUCUGUCAUUCUUGGCGUCCCUCAAGGCUGCAUUAAUUGUUUGCUAAAAUGUCGCGGCGUUCUUUGCGCCCUUUGGAGAAACCUUAUUCACAAAGACAAAGUAAAUUAUUCACGCAAGUUACAGCGGAUUGUAAUUGAUGUAUCGAUUGAUAUCGAUACAUUAGGGAGCGUCGCGUUGCGAUGUGAAUGCAAGUGACGACCUUUUCCUUCGUACGUAUUUUUGACAAAAUUCUGGCAAGGCACAACAACAGCGCGAGGCCGCGCGAGGAAAAACCCCCUCUCGCGAAGUUUAUAUUUUCUCACAAUCUGCUCGCAACUGUGGUAAGAGAUUUCUGAUGUCUUUCCAAGGGCGAAAAGAAGGUCCGUCCUCGAAUCGAGGAACCUCCAUACAAUUUGCCCGAGUCCUUGCGCGUCUCGGUAGCGUCACGUUUAUUUUCAGUUAUGAACUUCAUAAUUUGCGAGAGAUUCAUCACGUUGGUCAUUACUCCGAAUUUGUCGUUGGCCCGACCGAGCGAGCGGUCGGCAACGCCCCGGGGGGGAGACUGACGUAACUCGAUACGUAAUUAAUAGCGCGAUGGAACGCGCGCUAUUUAGAUCUCGCGCUCUUCAUUUCCAUCCAGAAUCUCUCUUCUCUCUUCUCAUCGUUUCUCCCGCCGCGCGACAAAGUUGCGCUCGCUUGCGUAAUUGCCUCGUCUCGUAAUAAGUCUCUUCUCUCCGUCGUCGCGAUCCAAUCCCGGACCCCGACGCCGAAGGCGCGUAUAAAUACGUCGCCUCGAAAAUUCGCGCAUCUGCCUUUGCGCAUUUAACGAGGCAAUUGUCAGAUGCGCGCCUCGCGCCUGCGAUGCCGGAUCUUUCGGGAUAAACAGUUACCCAAGACAAUAGAUUUCAACGGAGUCAUCGUCGCGUAAUCGGUUACAUUUUUUAAAUAGAGAAAUUGAUAAAAGUAAUUUACACAAGACACUGUCAUUCGGAAUUUGCAAGAAAAUAUUUUUUAUAUAAUUCUCUUUAUUUUUUUUUUACAAAUAAAUUAUUUCGACUUUCGUAUAUGUAUAUAUUCUGACCUCGAAUUAUUUAUUCCGCUAAUAAUCUUGUCUCGCGAUGAUCAAUGAUAUCUUUUCUAAAAGAAAAAUGGAAGAGAGAUUAAAUUCGCACUCUGAUUAAUGAUAGAACGCUGGGCUUUUACUCAUUAAAGUUAAAUAUCGUUUUUCUUCCGUUUCUUUCGGGGCUUUCGUCCUUUCAAUUGUUCGUUUGAGAGAAACCGAAAUUAAAAUCGAACUGUUUAAUCUAAUUCGUAAGGAGAUAGAUACAGAUGAACGAGUUUGAUUUUCAAGCUGGUGCAUGCAAUUAUUCGGAAGGAGAGGAUAGGAAAGAGCGGUUCUUCUUUCAGUUUGUUGGAUCCUUUCUUUUUUCAGAGAAAGAAAUCGCUGCAUCUUUCAGAUUCUUUGCCCAUUAACAUGCGAUCUCUAAUACGUCGCUCAUUUAUUGGAAGAAUAAAUUUGUUUUCUGGAUAACGAAAAUUUAAUUGAUCAGCACAUUCUUCUCCAUGUUAUAUUUUAUAUCAUAUAACCCGUCUGAUGUUUCUCCUCAUUGGUAUUCUUUGCGCUCGGAUGUCGCUUUCUUCUCGGCACACAAGAAUGAAUCCCCUGACGUCGACAAAAUAAUAUUCUUCUGCGACAGAUUAAUUAAUCGCGAGUCCAGAAGGCUCGAUAAAUAUUAAUUUUGUUACGGUUUUCUAUAAUCGUUGAAAGGAGAGUUUUAUAUAUAUACAUAUGUAAUAUGUAUAUAUAUUAAACUUUUCGUAAUAAUUCCUAAAGUUCGAAAGAGCUAAAGAGUCAUGUAAGAAUCAUUGUGAAUAAUAUAUACAUAUACAUAUAUGUUACGAAUCUGAUUGUAAUUUUAAGAAUAUAGAUUAGAUAAUUAGAUUUCACACGAAUCUCUUUCGUAUAUACAUAAUAUACAUAUACAAUUAUUACUUGUAUUAUUAAUUAUUAUUUGUGUUAUUAAUAUAUAUUAUUUUUAUAGAUUUAUUAUAAAUAUAUCAUCUGUUAUUAUUGGUUAAUAUUGAUUAUUAUUUGAUUAGUAUUAUUUACCUCUCUCUCUAAUUGAUAGACUUGACCUAUCUGCUUCUCCGUCUUUAACUUUACUUAUUUUCUACGGCGUAAAAAUAUGCCGGCGACUGUGUUGUAUUCGUUCUUAUCGUGGAUUUACACGCUGCUCGUGUUACGUGCAGUUACGCGAGAAAUGUAGACGCGAAAGGGAAAUGAUUUUAUAACAAGGCUUUCACACGUAAAUCUCCCGCUGGUUGGCACGCAUAAUAUCGCGUAAUUGCCGAGUACAAGCGCCUUUUGUACUUUUAUACUGCAUCAGCAUAUUUACUAUUUAGCAGUAUAUGAGCUAUUCAGUUUAAACUUUAUGUCAUCCUAAAACACUGACUGUUGAUUUUCUAAGUAACAUUUCCUUAUUAUGCAUCCUGGAUCAAGUUCUCUGCUAAAUCCUACUCAACUUUUACAUCUUGAUUAACUGCAUAUGCUAAAUUAUAUUGCAUCGAUAGAGCUGAUAUAAAAAAGAAUGGGACUGUUACAUAAUGUAAAUGACAUAAUUUAAAUAAUCUUAAGUAAUCUUGUCAAAAUAAUCAUUAAGCUAAUGUCUAAACAACAAUUUAUAUGUUUCAUCAAUUUUCAAAUAAUCUGAAAUAGGGAUAAUGAAAGAUACAAGUAUUCUUACUCUUAAGAUAAUUUAAUAAAUUCCUCUUUUUCUUGCACUUAUCAAUACUAUUUAUCUGCUUUAUCUGCUAUAUAAAUAAUAAUUAGACAUAAUCAUAA